AUGGAGCUCUUUACCUUUCUAGGUCCAAGCCUCAAGCGUCUGGUCAUCGAUAUGCCACUACGCUCCCACUACCCCGAGGAAGAUAUAAUCGAUAAGCUGCGACCACUUCUUCGCAAAGGCUUUGAGCAAUUGAUACACCUUGAAGAGUUCUGCAGUGUAAGAGAUGAACUCUACCUUGCAUACUGGGACCCCACAUUCUCUCAACAGGCUCAUGACGAUGAGGUCAAUGACUUUGUGUUCGAGAAAUGGACAAAGCUACGUCGACUUGCGCUAUAUAAUCAGAUGCUCGAUGAUAAUUUCAGGACGGCGCUCUCACACAUGGCAAACUUGGAGACAGUCGUCUUGUCACGGCCAGACUACGACUCUGAUCUUCGGCUGGAUGAUUUGAUCCUUCAGUUCGAAGUCCACGUCAAAGUCAUAGUUAUAGACGCUACAGACGACGCAGCCCAGGCUAGAAUGCGGAAGAUGCUGACGGACACGGAUCCGUCUCGUACACGAUCUGAUGCUUGGGAACUCGAAAUCCUGAUCUGCGAAGACAAGAAUCCAAUCUCUGCCGUGCAAGAAUGGUCUUUGCAAAGCGUGUUGGAAGGGACUUUGUGGGCUUUACAUGUCUGA
This is a messenger RNA of Aureobasidium vineae, 615 nucleotides long. NCBI's taxonomy places the organism in Eukaryota, Fungi, Ascomycota, Dothideomycetes, Dothideales, Saccotheciaceae. The record is from the annotation of a GenBank genome assembly.